This is a messenger RNA of Manacus vitellinus (golden-collared manakin), 2393 nucleotides long. It is a transcript of the gene SLC26A6, whose product is annotated as solute carrier family 26 member 6. Bases 87 to 2243 code for a protein of 718 amino acids. NCBI's taxonomy places the organism in Eukaryota, Metazoa, Chordata, Aves, Passeriformes, Pipridae. Gene Ontology annotation, cellular component: membrane. The transcript is spliced from 20 exons. Gene Ontology annotation, biological process: transmembrane transport. The record is from RefSeq and is a predicted model, not a curated record. Gene Ontology annotation, molecular function: bicarbonate transmembrane transporter activity; sulfate transmembrane transporter activity; oxalate transmembrane transporter activity.
AAGAUAACGGCUGGGUCUGUGCAAAUUGUGGGAGAGCGGGGCAGUCCACAGGGCACAGCACACCUCUUCCAAGCAAGUAGACUGGCAUGCGGGAAGGUCAGGUGGGCAUGGCAGCAGAGAUGGCACUGAGCCACCGAGCACCCCGUGAGGUGCUGAGUGAGGCUGAACUGGAGGAGGUGGCACAGCGGAAGCCUCCCACCAAGCCCUCGGUGCGUCUCCGCAAGAUCAGAUGCACGGGCUCCGCUGCCAAGUCCCUGCUGUUCCGUUUCCUGCCCUUCCUGUACUGGCUGCCCCGCUACCCAGUCAAGGACUGGCUCCUGGGGGACAUUACUUCAGGCUUCAGUGUGGGCAUCAUGCACCUGCCCCAGGGUCUUGCCUAUGCACUGCUGGCUGGGUUGCCACCCGUCACCGGUCUCUACUCUUCCUUUUACCCUGUCUUCCUCUACUUCUUCUUCGGGACAUCAAGGCACAACUCUGUAGGUCCUUUCGCCGUCAUCUCUGUCAUGAUCGGGAGCUUGACGGAGUCCCUGCUGCCUAGUGAGGACUUCCUGGAGUCCGUCAAUGGCAGCAAUGCCACAGUCAAUGAGGCAUUGCGGGAUGCUGCCAGGGUGGAGCUGGUGGCCACCGUCACUGUCCUGGCAGGCAUCUUCCAGGUGGCCCUGGGUCUCCUGCAGUUUGGAUUUGUGGUGACCUACCUCUCGGACCCGUUGGUGCGUGGCUACACCACUGCUGCCUCCGUGCAUGUCCUCGUCUCCCAGCUCAAGAAUGUCUUCGGGGUCUCCGUGGGCGAGUACUCAGGUCCACUUUCAUUGUUUAUGACUGUCAUUGAGAUCUGCAAGAAGCUGCCACAGACCAACGUGGGCACCCUGGUGACUGCCAUCAUUGCCAUGGUGGUCAUCUUCAUUGUGAAAGAGCUCAACCACAAGUUUGCCGCCAAGCUGCCCAUGCCCAUCCCCAUCGAGCUUAUCACGAUCAUCAUCUCCACUGGCAUCUCCUACGGUGUCAACCUGAGUGACAAGUUUGGCAUCUCCGUGGUGGGCACCAUCCCCAGCGGGUUGAAGCCACCUGUGGUCCCUAAUUUCAGCUACUUUGGGCAGGUGGCAGGCAAUGCCUUUGCCAUUGCUGUGGUUGGCUAUGCCAUCUGCAUCUCCCUGGGCAAGAUCUUUGCCCUGAAGCAUGGCUACAAAGUGGACAGCAACCAGGAGCUGAUUGCGCUGGGCCUCUGCAACUUCCUGGGAGGCUUCUUCCAGUGUUUUGCCAUCAGCUGCUCCAUGUCGCGGAGCCUGGUACAGGAGACCACAGGUGGCAACAGUCAGGUAGCUGGUGUCAUCUCAUCCCUGGUCAUCCUGGUGACCAUCCUGAAGAUCGGAGAGCUCUUCUAUGACCUGCCCAAGGCCAUCUUGGCUGCCAUAAUCAUCAUCAACCUCAAGGGCAUGUUUAAGCAGUUCAGUGACCUCAGUAUGCUCUGGAAAUCCAACCGAGUGGACCUGAUGGUCUGGAUUGUGACAUUUGUGGCCACCCUCCUGCUGAACUUGGACAUUGGCCUGGCGGCCUCGGUGGCCUUUGGGCUGCUCACGGUCAUCUUCCGCACCCAGCUCCCCCACUACUCCGUUCUGGGGCGCAUCUCCAACACCGAUGUCUACAGGGAUGUGGCGGAAUACGAGAUGGCACAGGAGGUCCCUGGUGUGAAGAUCUUCCGCUCCUCCUGCACCCUCUACUUUGCCAAUGUGGAGCUGUACGCCGAUGCCCUGAAGAAGAAGAGCGGCAUCGAUGUGGACCGCCUCAUUCAGAAGAAGAAGAAAGCCCUCAAGAAGCUGAAGAAACAACAGAAGAAAGCAGAGAAGGAAAAGGCAAAGAGGAAAAAGAACACAGAGGAUGGUCCAGGUGUGGCAGUGAUUGAAUUGAGUGCAGGGGAGAGCGGUGUGCCCUCAGAGCCCACCCUGCGCAGCCUGGGGCUGCCCCAGCCCAGCUUCCACGCCGUCAUCUUGGACUUCAGCUCUGUCAGCUUCGUGGAUACUGUCUCCAUCAAGAUCCUGAAGAAUAUCUUCAGGGAUUUCCGUGACAUAGAAGUGGAUGUCUUCAUUGCCAGCUGCCCGGGGCCCGUGCUGGCCCAGCUGGAACGGGGCAACUUCUUCAGCUCAACCAUCACCAAGCACUCCUUCUUCCCCUCCGUGCACGACGCCGUGGAGCACGUCAGCAGGGAGCGGCGCCAGGCCUCAGCGGACCACAGCACCAGGAUGUAGUUGUGCAAGAGGAAGAUGUCUCCCCCAAGAGCUGGGUGGGCGAGGAGGACUCUGCCACCUUGAUGGCACUGACUCGCCCGCCCCAGGGCCCGAAGGCCCUGAACCCCCACCAGCCCCUCCGGACUCUGACCACCAGGGUCCUGCCCUGAC